AUGCCUUCUCCAGCCUCAGUUUUGGCCCCUGCGCGCUCUGGCAUUCAGACUACAUCCUCUGGAGAACAACACAUCCCUCAGUCUGUGCGGGCGGACGGCUCGGUACGGAAGGAGAUCAGAGUUCGUCCAGGAUACCGGCCGCCUGAAGAUGUGGAAGUCUACAAAAAUCGCACUGCCGAUGUUUGGAAGACGCGAGGCAGCGGUGGUGUACCUGGAGCUGAGGGAUUGAAGGACACUGAAGAGACGGGUGAAGGGACCAAGGGAAAGAACGCAAAACGUAGAGAAGCACGAAAGAAGGCGAGAGCAGCUGAAGAGUCUGACAAGAAUGAGGAAAUCGGAGAAGACAAGACAUCCAGAGGCGGCAAUACAAAACCUACCGGCCCAGAAACCCAAGUCAGCACGGAGAAACGUAGCGAGCGCGUUGAACCAUUAACAGUCGAAGAAGAGCCAGAUGCAGAAGCAGAAAGAGAGAAGCAAGCAAGAAAUCUUAAGAAAAAGUUGCGGCAAGCAAGAGAGCUCAAGGAGAAGAAGGAAUCAGGAGAGUCACUGCUACCAGAACAAUUUGCCAAGGUGAUCAAGAUCCAAGAAUUGAUUCGGCAAUUGGAUUCUUUGGGGUUUGAUAGCGACGGAGCAAGGAAGCUUGCAGAUGUCCGAUGA
This is a messenger RNA of Bacidia gigantensis, 657 nucleotides long. RefSeq lists its product as uncharacterized. Gene Ontology annotation, biological process: exon-exon junction complex disassembly. The record is from RefSeq and is a predicted model, not a curated record. Gene Ontology annotation, cellular component: cytoplasm; exon-exon junction complex. NCBI's taxonomy places the organism in Eukaryota, Fungi, Ascomycota, Lecanoromycetes, Lecanorales, Ramalinaceae. Bases 1 to 657 code for a protein of 218 amino acids. Gene Ontology annotation, molecular function: RNA binding. The transcript has a single exon.